UGUAUCCCAAAACUUUCAAAACCGCUUGCGUGGAAGAAGCGGUGCCCAUGGGGCCAUGACUUUCUCCACCGUCUCAACCCGUUACCGUUUGUCGACCUUCUCCUUCCUCCUCCUCCCCUGACCGAAAAUAAAUACCAAAAAGAUCUGUUUGAUUCAAUGGCGGAUCGGGUAAAAGGUCCGUGGAGCCAAGAAGAAGACGAGCAGCUAAGGAGGAUGGUGGAGAAAUACGGACCGAGGAAUUGGUCGGCGAUUAGUAAAUCGAUUCCAGGUCGAUCUGGAAAAUCCUGUAGAUUACGGUGGUGUAAUCAGUUAUCUCCGGAGGUGGAGCAUCGGCCGUUUUCGCCGGAGGAAGACGAGACGAUCGUCUCCGCUCGCGCUAAGUUCGGUAACAAAUGGGCGACGAUAGCUCGUCUUCUUAACGGCCGUACGGAUAACGCCGUGAAAAACCACUGGAACUCGACGCUUAAACGGAAAUGCAGCGGAGGGAUAGAUGUUAAUUUCGCGGCGACGGCAACGGAGGAGGAUCAGGAUCGGCCGAAGAAGAGGAGAUCGAUGAGCUUAGAUUCUGCUCCUCCCGUGGAUACUGGAUUGUAUAUGAGCCCGGAGAGUCCCACCGGAUUCGACGUUAGUGACUCCAGCACUAUUCCAUCUCCGCCGUCUCCGGUUGCUGCUCAGCUUUUCAAGCCAAUGCCGAUUUCCGGCGGAUUCACGGCGCCUUCGCCGGCGGAAAUGUCUUCGUCGUCUGAGGAUCCGGCGACUUCAUUGAGUCUGUCACUGUCACUGCCUGGAGCUGACGUCAGCCAUGAGUCAAAGAACGUGAGUUCGAGCAACAACACGUUGCUGUUUCCGCGAUUUGAGAGUCAAAUGAAAAUUGAUGUAGAGGGGAGAGGAGAAGCAGUCGCCGGACGUAGAGCUGAGUUUAUGACGGUGGUGCAGGAGAUGAUAAAGGCGGAGGUGAGGAGUUACAUGGCGGAGAUGCAGAAAAAUAGCGGUGGUGGAGGAUUUGUCGUCGGAGGUUUCAGGGAUAGUGGAAUCACACCAAAGAUUGAG
This is a messenger RNA of Thlaspi arvense, 1050 nucleotides long. NCBI's taxonomy places the organism in Eukaryota, Viridiplantae, Streptophyta, Magnoliopsida, Brassicales, Brassicaceae. The record is from the annotation of a GenBank genome assembly.